Molecule: messenger RNA, 3106 nt
Organism: Girardinichthys multiradiatus
Lineage: Eukaryota; Metazoa; Chordata; Actinopteri; Cyprinodontiformes; Goodeidae
Gene: hdgfl2
Product: HDGF like 2
Exons: 16
Coding region: 177-2147 (656 amino acids)
Biological process (GO): regulation of transcription by RNA polymerase II
Cellular component (GO): nucleus
Molecular function (GO): double-stranded DNA binding; transcription coregulator activity
Source: RefSeq, a predicted model, not a curated record
CUCGCAGUUUCAUCUCGCGGUAACACCAAGAUCGGUUAGUAUGCAGCUAGCUCAUUAGCUGACUCCAUCGUUUCCAGCUUUCGUGUCAACCUGAAAACAUUGGACUAAGAUAGACACAGAAGCCAAUUUGACAGCGGAACGCUUUGAACAUCCAGGCUGUAAGGACAGGUGGGACAAUGCCGCAUAAUUUCCAGGCCGGAGACCUGGUCUUUGCUAAAAUGAAGGGAUACCCCCACUGGCCAGCUAGGAUUGAAGAUGUGGCUGAUGGAGCUGUGAAACCACCACCUAAUAAAAUCCCUAUUUUCUUCUUUGGGACACAUGAAACAGCAUUCCUGGCAGCAAAAGACCUCUUCCCUUAUGACAAGUGCAGAGAGCGCUACGGCAAGCCCAACAAAAGAAAAGGAUUCAAUGAAGGUUUAUGGGAGAUCCAGAACAAUCCACAUGCCUCCUACAGUGCCCCACCUGCACAGGCUAACUCAUCUGACAGUGAGGGCAAUGAAGCAGCAGGAGGAGGAGGAAGUGACGAGGAGGAUGAAGACGAAGACCCCCCAGUUCCUCAAAAACCUGACUCCGGCAGCGAGGACGAGUCCGAUUCUGCGAGUGACGACAGAGGGAGGGGAGGUGGGAUAAAGCGAAAGCCGCAGCCUCCCAAGCGGCCACCUCCUCCGAAAAAACCACGCGGCUCCUCCAGUGAUCAAGACGAAGAGGAGAGCGGAUCCCCCUCUGAGUCAGAACCCACAGCUUCAGAGUCUGACUCUGGCAAAAACAGUGACAAGGAUUUUACUCCAGAGAAGAAGUCUGGUGGACGAGGUGGAAAGAAAGCAGGAGGCAGAGGGAAGAAGAAGAAGGGAUCUUCCGACUCAGAUUCAGAAUCUGGAUCAGCGUCAGAGAAGAAAGCAGCAGACAGCGACUCUGAGGAUGAGAAGCCACGGCCAGCUCUGUCCGACUCCGAGUCCCGGUCCGACUCCAAGUCUGAGUCAGAGUCUGAUCCACCUCCCCGCAGCAAGGGCCCGCAGCCUCGUAAGAAAGAGAAAGCAGCUCCGAAGCCUCGAGCAAGAAAACCCAAACCUGCACCAGCAAAACGAGCUCCGCCAUCAUCCUCCGACAGCGACAGUGACAGUGAACCCGACCGCAUCAGUGAAUGGAAGAAACGCGAUGAGGAGCGCAGACGAGAGCUUGAGGAGCGGCGGAAAAAGGAGGAGGCAGAAGAGCUCCGCCGGCUACGUGAGAGAGAGAAGGAGGAAGACGAGAAAAAGAAAAAAGACAAAGAUAAGAGCAAAAAAGGGCAUGACAGUGAGAGCAGUAGUAGUUCAGAUGAAGGUAUAGACGAUCACCCUCUGAAGAAGUCCAAGAAACCCCCUCCGCCUCCGAUCCCUGCGCCCUCAGACUCUGAUUCUCCAGCGGAGGUGAAAAAGACACCAAAGAAGGUAGACAAACAGAAGGCAAGAAAAAAGAAAGAGAAGGAAAGAAAAGAAAGGAAAGAGAAGGAGCUGAAAGAGAAGAAAGCUAGACGGGCAGAGGAGAAGUCCAGAGCAAGGUCUAAGCCUGAAAAACGCAGACCAGAGAGGCAUCCAGAGAAGAAGGUGGAAAAGAAAAAAGAGCCGUCACCAGAGGAAAGGCUACAGAAACUCCAUACAGAUAUCAAAUUUGCACUUAAAGUGGACAACCCAGACAUUGACCGAUGUCUAAAAGCACUCGAAGAGCUUGAAAAUGUACCUGUGACCAGCCAGAUACUCCAUAAAAAUGCUGAAGUUAUUGCCACACUAAAAAAGAUUCGCCGGUAUAAAGCCAGUGCUGCUGUAAUGGAGAAGGCCAGCGACGUCUACAACAAGUUAAAACUUCGCUUCGUGGGAAAACCAGAGCUGGCAGCUAAACCUGAAAUGGAGAAUAAAGAAACGGAGAAUGAUGAAAAGCAGGCACAAAACACUGAAUCCACAGCAGUGAAUGGAGAAUCAGAGGAGAAAAAAGGUGAUGCAGAGGAAGAGAAAAACCCCAAAUCACCUCUGAAAGAGGAGAACAAUGACGGCCCAGGUUCAAGUCCAAACAGGCCCGGCUCAGACAGCCCAGCUCAACAACAGACACCCCCAUAUGAGGAAGCUGACGGCCCCGUCUCAGCAGAGCCAGAACCGGCCUCUGUAGAAACCUAAAAGACUCUCUACAACCCCGGCAGCGGACCAAGUGCUAAAAGACGGUGGCCUCUGCUUGAAGAUCAGACACUGCUCCUGGCAAAGCAGCAUCGCCACAUGCACCCAGCAUUUCCUACAGCUCCUGUUACAAAAAAAUAGUUGAUGUUCUGGACUUUUUUGUGGUACACUGAUAACAAAUCAGAAAGCCAUCCAUUCAGUCCGUUUGGUCCAUUAUUUCUCACUUCUAGAUGAAAGUUUUCUUUUGUUUCUGAAUUUUCUUCUCAUUUUGUUCAAUGUUCAACUUAAACUCGAGCUCCUGCCUUGUCGUCUGUCUACCACGUGGACUUCUUUCAAUCUGCCCAUACAUAUGAAAAGAAAUCACAUUUUUUUUUUAGCUCUUGUAACCAGAAUGAAAUGGAACAAUACUUAUUUUAAGAAGAGACCAGGAAGACUGGGGGAGAAAUUCCUUAUCUGUUUCUUUAAGGAUUUUUGUGUAAACCCUUACAUCUGCCUGCUUUAUUUUAUAAAGCCUGCCAAACAUCACUAAGGCCUCUCGUCUGUGUGUGUGUGGCAUUGCCAGAGUGGUACAGUACUGUUUGUGAGUCUUUUAUGUUAGGUAUUUUAAAUAUCUGCUCUAAUUCCAGUUGAUACAGUCUGAAAUGUAAAGAGCCACUAAAAAGCUGUUUUCUAACUGAGGUCCACCUUCUUUUUAUUGCCUUGUUUUCAUAGGAUCACAGUUUUGUCUUUAAAAAUUAUCGCUGUGCAGUUAAGCACCAUGCACUCUCCCCGUUGGUGUCUGCUUUCAGUGGAUCAUGAUGAAUUGGGGUGAAAAAAACUGAAAGCUUUGGAGAUCCCAUGUAGCUGCAGCCUAUUUCAAUAUUUUUUUUAUGUGCAUACGUUGUGUGUUUUUAGUGCUAUGUAAAUUGGUAAAGCGUUUCUAUGACGUAGUUGAGACUUGAAUAAAAAUCUCAGCAUGUUCA